AACAGGCUAGGGACAUGGCUCUGGUGAGAAGGAUCAGUCAACCCAUGGGAGAGGACUUGAUCCAAAGCGCUUUAGCUUUAAGCUGCUCUACUCUCCCCUCUUCUCACGCUUACAUUUACAAACCCUUUUAAAUAUAGCUCAGUGAUUCUGUGGGUGGACCAAGAGGGGACAGUGCUGCUUUAUAAGCUCAGGGAUGCCUAGAUGAUGGCAACAUUUGAGAAGGACUGUCCCUUAAACAGGUCGGUGGGAGCGUGUUUUUGCGCAAGAGAGCAAAAGAAGCACUCAGGAAGCUUAAGUCAAGAAAGUGGUAUCAGAACUGGCCCUACAAUGGAAACAAGUGAAAAACGAAGCCUUACAAAUGAACCGAAGAAGAGAAUCAUUAAGCAUCCAGAUCACAUCAAACCUCAGCCCAAUGUCAUAGACGAGGAGGAACUGGACAGUGAAGUAAUGGCUGGAGAGGCGCUGGAGAGGAGAAACGCCUGGGAGCCAAGCGUCUUCUACUCAUUAGGAAUGGAAAGCUUCUCCUUUGCAGGCCAUGAGAUCAGCAUCCGUGAAUCACUGGACACAUAUGGUGCUCUCAUCUGGCCCGGGGCAGUGGCUCUCUGCAGCUACCUGGAAAAAAAUCAGGAGCAGUUCAAUCUGCUAGAUAAGGCAGUGCUGGAGCUGGGAGCAGGGACAGGACUCGUGUCCAUCGUGGCCAGUUUAAUGGGUGCAUGGGUGACAGCCACAGAUCUGCCAGAGAUCUUGGACAACCUGAACUUCAACCUCUCACGCAACACACGGGGCCGCUGCAGGUACACACCGCAGGUGGCCCAGCUGACCUGGGGGAAAGAACUGGGCCGAAAAUUUCCCAGCUCCAUCUACAACUACGACUACAUCCUGUGCGCAGAUGUCGUUUAUCAUCACAACUGUCUGGAUGAGCUUCUCAUCACCAUGAAGCACUUCUGCAGGCCCGGCACAAUCCUGCUCUGGGCAAACAAGAUCCGUUUCCAGACAGACCUGCUAUUCAUCGAAAAUUUCGAGAAAGCCUUCAACAUCACGCUGCUGGCAGAGAACACAAAGGACGAGGUGAAAAUCUUCCAGGCCACGGCACAGCCGGAGUGAGAGAGAGGAUACCAGAAGCAAAGAAAUAAAAACGGAAAACCAUUUAUAGACUGAAGGAAAAACCCUCUGGAAGUAUAUAUUAGGGCUGUCAAACUAUUAAAAUAAUUACAUGAAAACAUUAUUUUAUAUAGUUAAAAACAUACAGUUCAUCAGAAUAUAUUUAUUAAU
Messenger RNA from Colossoma macropomum (tambaqui), 1272 nucleotides. Its product is annotated as S-adenosylmethionine-dependent methyltransferase domain-containing protein. The record is from RefSeq and is a predicted model, not a curated record. Bases 202 to 1104 code for a protein of 300 amino acids. NCBI's taxonomy places the organism in Eukaryota, Metazoa, Chordata, Actinopteri, Characiformes, Serrasalmidae. Gene Ontology annotation, molecular function: protein-lysine N-methyltransferase activity. The transcript is spliced from 6 exons. Gene Ontology annotation, biological process: peptidyl-lysine methylation. Gene Ontology annotation, cellular component: cytosol; cytoplasm.